AUGGAUACUGCAAAUGAUGAUUCAGAGAUUUAUUUGAGAGUAAUUGACUCUCUUAAAAGACAAAUAUAUGAAACCAAACGACUAAUUAAAGAGCAAAAAGUAAUUAAUAAAGGAGAAGAUCUCAUAUUUAAAAGAAAGAUUGACCAAUGCAAGGCAAGGCUAGCAGUCAAGAGUCUUAAAUUAAAAAAACAAAAGCAAGAUGCUGCUGAUUUUCUAGAAGAAUCUCAAAAGCAAUGAAGUCUUGACUACCAACAAUGCUUAAAUACAAUCCAAACCGUCAAAGCUGCUCGGCUGCAGUCUCGCUAUUUAUUUACCAAAGAACUUAUUAAAUUAUAUUCUUCUCUUGGAGCAGAGCCUUUAUUAUUUAAAAACCUCAAAGAAGGAUCCAAGCUGAGACAAGCAAUCGAUAUAGCGCAGUUAGAAAGAACUCUAACCAACGAGUCCGAAGAACUUCAGCAAGUAACUACAGUUAUUGAUAACGAUUAUUUGCCGGAAUAUACAACUGAGUACAUUCAAUCCGUUAUGAAAGGACAGAGCCCAAAAAGUGACAAUGAUAGGAUUGAAACUCAAAGCAAUUUAGAACAAGUUAAGCUAAAUAUUAUAAGGUCAUAAGUGGACAGACCAUAGCCUACCUAUCUCGCCUAGACCUAACUGACCUAAGGAUUAGCUUCCUAAGUUAGAAUAUCUCUUGUGGAUGCCCCAUUAGUCUAAUAAGCAAAGAUUAAGUGGGAGGUAAAACCUGUCUAGCCCAUCUGGCAGAGACAGGAAAAUUAUUUGGGGCAAAACAAAAUAUCUAUCUUUGGCAGUCAUCCUCAAACCCAAAACCGAAUAGCUACUUCAAAAAUUACAGAGGCAUUAUUUCCAGUUUCAUCAGGACGAGUCCUACCUACUCUAUAAAGAGUAUGCCUCGAAAUCCAUCUUACAUCGAAGUUGCUAUUUUAUUUCUCAAGCAAUUUAGAAGGAAUUAGAGCAUUGAUAAAGUCUUAUGUAACCCGAAGCAAAAAAGACAAUAUUUUAGACACCGAAGAAAAAAAUUAUUUAAUACAAACCUUGGUUGAAGAGCAAAACCAUCGGUAAUUAGGAAGUUCAACCCCCUUCAUUAGCGAACAAAUUUAUUUCGAUAUAAAAUUUGGUAUAUAAUGUUAAUUGCUAUAUUAAUGAGAUCUCCAGAUAAUUCUAUUAAAUUUCAAACUGCUUGUGUCCUAAAGCGUUAAUUUUAUAAUUAAAUUAUUUUUCUUUUCAAUGUUACAAAUCUAAAUUCUAAAAAUAUUUUAAUUAAAUUUUUAAUAUAAAAUUUAAGCCCUUAAUUAAAAUAAAUACUCUUUAGAACAGUAAGGGAAUUUAGAAAACUUGAAAAAGGCGGAAGAUAAGCAAAUAGAAUUUUCAACUGAAAAAACAAUUGAAAAGCUUACAGAGUCAUCGCUUGAUGAAAAAACGAAAGAAAUUACACAAAACUUGUUCUUUCUUCCAAAGUUUGAAGCUGUUUAUAGCAGAAGGCAAAGAAAGUACUCACUCCCCCCCUCCGUGAGUGAAAAAAAAAUUUUGUUCACUGUUAAUUUUUCUUUUUUAAAAAAAUUUAUAUAUUAUUAUUAUUAAUUAUUUUACGUUAUAUCACGCCUGAGGCGUCUUAAUAAAAAAAAUUUAUAUAUAAAUUUUAUAGAAAAAAUUGUUUUUCGAAAUUUAAAAGAAUCUUAAUUCAUAGCAAUAUUAAUUUAAUUUAUAAAAUUUUAUGCUUUAAAAAGCAAUUUGUUUAAAAUUGAACAGAAUUAGCUCUAGAUUUCAUAAUAAUUAUCACUUAUAUAUCAAAAUUUUUUCCAUAAAAAAGAUUUUUCUAUUAAAAAAUUUUUGUUCACUCACGGAGGGUGGGUUUUUGGGCAAAAAAUAGCGAUUUUCUAAUAGUUCUGUUCACUCAUGGAGAGGGAGAGGAGUCAGAGGAUUCUUUAAGAUCUUGUCAAGAAAGUAAGUCUUUUAUUGAUGAAAUUUCUGUUAUUGAUAAAUCAGAAGUUGAGAGACCUUUUAUAUCUGGAGAUUUAUAUGACAGCUCUUCUCAAGAUAACUCAUCGAUUGAUUUCAUGGCCAAUAAUUCAGCAUCAGUUAUAGAUAGAGGGUCAUUUUUUACAUUUCAAGAUGAGUCUAAACGCAGCUCAAUAGAAAUUAAACCUGAAGAGUGCAAGUUCUCAUCUAUUAAUUCAGUAAAGCCCCAAAAAAAGAAAAAAUCAUUGAAAUAUUACAUUUGCUGCUGUUUUAUUACUAAAAUUGUGUAA
Blepharisma stoltei is the source of this 2264-nucleotide messenger RNA. The record is from the annotation of a GenBank genome assembly. NCBI's taxonomy places the organism in Eukaryota, Ciliophora, Heterotrichea, Heterotrichida, Blepharismidae.